Anopheles marshallii is the source of this 4200-nucleotide messenger RNA. RefSeq lists its product as uncharacterized. Gene Ontology annotation, biological process: tRNA methylation. Gene Ontology annotation, molecular function: RNA binding; tRNA (guanine) methyltransferase activity. The coding region runs from base 1 to 4200 and encodes 1399 amino acids. Lineage: Eukaryota; Metazoa; Arthropoda; Insecta; Diptera; Culicidae. The record is from RefSeq and is a predicted model, not a curated record. The transcript has 6 exons.
AUGGAAUAUAAAACGAAAUACGUGCAAGACUUAUGCACAACCAACACGGAAAUUUACGAAGAAGUGCUCCAGUUCGCGUUGGAUGAGAAUACAUUUUUAUACAAUGUACAAAAUUUGCGGAAAUCAUCGCUCGAAGCACUGGUGUACAUGUUGCUCGUAAAACAGCGUGGAAAAUGUUCCAACGCGAUGCUACGCAGUGAAAAAUUCAACCUUCAGAGCGUUGUAGCACUUAUCGAUCAGAACCAUUUGCGGCUUCAACAGGAUAGUGAAACCUUCCGAUGGAUAUUGAGUGCUCUAACUCUGAUGGUUUUAAUCGAGCCGGAUGUCAAAUCCGUUCGCUCCCAGCUGGAAACAAUCGUGGAUGCAUUCGAUCGUGAUUUGCACGAGCUACCACUGUACUAUGAUGUGGUGCGAACUUUACUCAUUUUAGGCAAAGAAAAACCGGAGCUAAUUUCCAUUUGUCGUGGGUUGGAUGGUGAGCGAAUGGUUCGUAGACUGGCAUCGGAAUCAAGCGUAAUCCGGAUGAAAGCAUUGGCCUGCCUGCAAACGAUGAUGGAGGCCAACACCACGCUGUACGAUCAGUGGCUGUCCCUGCUGCAAGACUCAAAGCUCAUGAUCGAAAGCAAAGUGUUCAUACUAAACCAGCUGAUGGAAACACUGCUGCGCUUAAGCGAUAGGGACGAUAACAUAUUGCAAACGUUGCAGACCGACCACGUCUGGUUGAUAUGUAUCGAUGGUUUCACUACCAAGGAUCCCGUGUGUCGAAAGGAAACUUCAGCCUUUCUGCAGUACGCCAUCCGUUAUGCGCAACAGUCGGGCCAGAAGCUAGAUGGACUCUAUUUCCGUUGGUCGGCCGAGAAAGCGGAAUCAGAACGACUCACUAGCGCAUGGCUGGCGUUCGUGACCAUUGUGGAAGCACUGCAAGAGACCCAGACGCAUCUCAUUUUACCAGCACUGGAACUGAUCGAAAAAGUGGACACUUUGCAUAUCGCAUGGAAAAACGUUCUACUUCGAUUGUUACUGAAGCACGAGAAUGUACGUGUUGUGAACCAUGGAUUGUGCUACUGCCUAAAGAACAGAUCGUUCGAUCCCACGGAAGCGGAACUGGAAAACCAAUUGUUGGAGACAUUUAAUCGAAUAGCAGUUUUUGAAAAUGUUUCAGAAAUGAUCACUCACCUCAAGGUGUACUACAGCACGCUGGAAGCGUUCGCCUAUUUGUUGCACACUAUUCCCACCAUCGGAUGGAACGCUAUACCGUACUACUGCGUCGCAACCGUAAUUAACAAUCGAAUGAACGAAAUUGAAAUGGAUUCAACGGGAAGCCUUUUAUCGAUUCAAUCACUAACGAAUUGCGUCAAAAUAUGCCACAGCGUUAAGAACCUGUCGUUGCGGUAUAUUACGUUGGCGCUGCUGCUCAAAAGUAUUCCUCAGUUUGUGAAACAAUUGAAAACUGACGACAGCUCCGCCGUUUUGCUAACUGUAGUAAAGGAAAUUGAAAAGCUCUCGUUAGUAUUUACAAUGUCGCUGGAAAAAUUCCAGGAUGCAACAGGUUCCACGUUCGCCGAUUACAUUACAACCGACGCGGUAAUACGUUGUUUGGAAAAUGUCGACGUUUUAGAUAAAUUUUUCAUCGAACAGCUGCUAGGCAAGCGCAUUCCAAACCAACCCGCUCCGGAACAGAAACAACUGCUAGACGCAUUGUUCCUUACAAAUAAGCCCGUUUAUUUGAAUGUGCUCUACCACCUCCCGGCAUUACAAAUAUCUCGCUCGUUAAGUAUUGCUGCUACCAUACGGUACACGAUGCACAAUGUCAUGAAAGCGGUAGAAACGAACCAAAGGAUCCCUUCCAUCAUGUUCAGAACUCUCGAGCAAGUGCUCUGUCUAAAGCGAGCGUUGAUGGAAAGCCAAGCCCUAGACGAUUUGACCUCGCUGGUAGCGCACAUGCUUAUGAUAGUGAGCAUGCGGUUGGAGUUUUUCGAUUAUGAUCAAGCAGUUGCCAUAGAAACGAUUCAGCUAUCGCGGCUUUUUGCGGUAUACAGGAAUGACUGCACGGUAGCAGAGCAGUUUUUCAACACCGUAUCACUAAAAAAGCUGAAGGACAGCUUUCGACGCCAUCAAACCACGGAACCGCCAACGAUUGAUGACCUGUACGAAAUGAUUGGCGAAAUCUAUCAUUGCCACUUCAAGGCCCAGAAUGGACCGGGAGGAACGUUUGCAUCCGAAGAAGUUUGGUCCAAACUGAUCGAUUUGCUCGACGUUGGCAAUGUGCAUGUUUUGGCGCAGGUACAAGCGAUACUUGGAUCGGGAUCGGACGCAAACUGUUAUGAUGAUGGCGGUCGAUUAGCUACAGUGGAUCGUUGUUAUAAGGAAAUUUUAAUUUACCGCAAAUCUGAUCAUUUCAUGAAGCUUAUGGAAAAUUUCAUUGUAAUGCUAUUGAAACCUUACAUUCCUGCAAACAGCCAUGUCGUUCACAGGAACGCGGUGGAAAUCCACCCACGAGUUACCGAGUACCUUGGCAUGUUACUCGAACAGGCCAACACCAUCAAUGGGUUGGCAAAUGUGGUGUUUGUAGUCAUGUUUAAAAUCCUCCCCGAAACUCUUCUCAAUUGGGGAGCUUUCGGUAAGCUGCUGCUGCAGGGCAUGACUUUCGGGGAUGUACCGAAGCGUGAUCAAAAACUGGAAUGUGAGGUGGUCGAACAAAGCGGAAUGGUCGUACCGUUCAAACUGCACUUCCGAUGCCAAGCUCAGGCGGAUGCUCGCGUUCGUGUGUUGUGCGUCGUGUUUCUGUACCGAAUCGUCAAGACUAACCAUCCGGAUGCGAUGCUCUUUCUGUUUAAAAUAGAACGAAUGUUGAUUGAACGAUUCAACCAAAUCACAACAGCAAAGGAACGUUAUUAUGCCAAUUCCAUCACACACCGGCAGAAGCUGCGAAUCGUACAAGCGCUGUGCGUGGUACUCAAACUGACCGGUACCAAACCGUACCAACUGCUGGAGAUCAUGCUGUACGAAACGAACCAGCCCAACAUCAACUAUCUGAUCGAGCUGAUCGUGGCGGACAGUUCGAUCGACACGCUCACCAUCGCCAACUCACUCCGAAACGAGAGGGUGAAAGUGUCCGGCAUACAGUCGGUGUUCGUAGUGCUUUGGUUGCGCUGCUGUCAAACCAAUGUGCUCGAUGAGCAGUACGUCUACCUGCUGCUCCCGUGGACUAUGGCACAAAACUUUUCCACCCGGCUUUACGCACAAAUAACGAUCAAGAAGCUGAUCGAGAAGUUUUCGCCCGCUCCGAUCGACCACGGGCCCUUCAAGGAGCUUUACGCCGCGGUCAACAGCUACCUGCGGCAGGGCAAUGUCGAGCGUAACAUCGAGAAGUGUAUGAAAGAUUUUCGCUUCAACAGUGUGUUCGACUACAACAAUCUGCUCACGGUGGAAAACAUAUUCCACAACAUACCGAAAGUCUCGGGUGCUCCAGCGGAAGAUGUUGUCGGAACAGUCAUGCUGCAGGUAAGCUUCUUAUCGCUUUUACUGGUUCCGGACAAUAUUGGCCAUGCGCUCGAGUUUGACGAACUGCAGGCCGAAAAGCAUGAAACUCUUUUCCUCGCCCAAUCCGUGGGCGGUGCAGAAUUCGUGCAGCGAAAGAUAAUUCCACUGAAAAGUUUGGAACCGAAUCAAGAUUUGCUGCUGGGGUUGCCGCAACAUUUAUGCGCUAAAAAGAUGGACUGCACCGAAGGGAUGAUAGUGGUCGCCAGCUUGGUUAAUCGUGCUCCAAACCUCGGUGGAUUAGCGAGAACGUGUGAAAUAUUUGCCAUCAAACAGCUCGUUAUAAAUUCGCUACAAGACAUCGAUAAUAAAGAAUUUAAAGCACUCAGCAUGACUGCUGAGAAGUGGCUAAAUGUGGGUGAGCUAAAGGCGCACAAGAUAGUCGAGUAUUUGGAGGAAAUGAAGGCCAAAGGGUAUGCGAUAGUCGGUGCGGAACAAACUACCGGAAGCAAACCGAUUCAGCGGUUACAAUUUCCCAAAAAAUGCAUCCUCGUGUUGGGACACGAAAAGAACGGACUACCGGCAGAUAUUAUCAGGCAUUUGGAUUUAAUUGGAGAAAUACCUCAGUUCGGUGUCGUUCGUUCACUGAACGUACAUGUUACCGGGGCCAUCUUCAUGUGGGAAUACGCUAAACAGCAUCACGUGGUUUCAGAACUGUAA